AUGGAUCGCCCUGACAGCUCCCGUCAGGACACCGACUUCGAGCUCCCAGACGAAGACGGCGUUACACUGACCGUACCGCGCCAACGCCCGAAGCGACCCCGUCACCAAGCUCCGAUCCCUCCACCACCCACUGCCACCGAUAGCAAGACGCACCUCGAGUCCAUCAUACAGCACUGCGACAACAUGUUCCACCUCGGAAAACAAAAGGCGCGAAAGAUAUCGCCGGCGACCGUCCAGUUUUUCUCCAAGAUUAAGCGCAACGCUCGGGAGCUGCUGAAGCCCUCGAAGAAAUUGGACAAAAAGGAACGCAAACAAGCCCUUAAGAAUCUCGAGGUCAAUAUGAAGUAUGCGAGAGGUCAAUGGGAACAAGUUCAUGACCAGCUGAAGAAUUCAGCAUUCAUGCUGAUGGAAUACCGAGUCUAUCAAGACUACGGCGACUACUUGGCCAAAAAUCUCAAUGUCAUCACGACCGGACGAGAAUGUCGAAUUAAAAAUUCUACAUACACAUCCGGACGAUAG
Molecule: messenger RNA, 519 nt
Organism: Lasiodiplodia theobromae
Lineage: Eukaryota; Fungi; Ascomycota; Dothideomycetes; Botryosphaeriales; Botryosphaeriaceae
Product: Radical SAM protein
Exons: 1
Coding region: 1-519 (172 amino acids)
Source: RefSeq, a predicted model, not a curated record